AUGCAACCUAAAAAGUACAUCAAGAUCAAUGGCGUCAUGAAGAUGAACCCCGAAUACAAGCGCUGGAAGGAAAUGCAAAGCGGUGGUCGUACUCCUGCUACGACGGUUGCGAACUCGUCUCAGGCGUUGCCCAUCAUCACGAAUAUGGAAGAGCACGAGGCGUUUAAUGCCGAUAUUCUUGCUGCCGGAGGAAAGGAGGUUCGACUGGCCGAGUCCACCAACGCUACCAUUGAAAUGAUGCAAGAACCUGAAAUUUCUGUCGAAGCGGGAAUGUCCCCAGACACAAUGGUCGAUGAACUAGGUGCCAUUUUGAACAAAUAUGAAGUGCCGAUGGGUUUGAUGAACAAACUGAUGAUGCUCAGCGAAUAUCAAGUCUUGGAGUUUAUGAUUGACGACUCUGGUAGUAUGACGUUGACGUCCGACACGGUUGACGAAUAUGGUCGCCCCCAAACUCGUUGGGCCGAAGCCCACAAGCGCUUGAAGGAAAUGAUUGAAAUUCUGGCAUAUGUUCCGUUCAAUCAAGUGGAAAUCGUCUUUUUGAAUCGACAAGAUCGUGUGUCGCUCACCCGACAAGGACGGGACCCCAAGACCUUUUUGAGGGAUGCCUUCCAAAGAAUUGAUGCCGCCUUUGCCCGAUCAGCCUCAGGAACCACACCAGCCUUGGAAAAGAUUCGAAAUUCACUUCAAGCCAAUCCAAACAUGAGCAUUGCCCGCUGGUUCUUUGGAGAUGGUGUCCCGAAUGGCGGUAUGAUGGCCCAAAAGGAGAUUACACGCAUGCUGGUCCAACGUCCCAACCCCGAAGGUAAUCCAAUGACUUUUAUCAGUUGUACCAAUGAGGAUGAUCAAGUCGAAUGGAUGAAGGACGCUGAAGAAGUGGCACCCUACUGUUCCGAGUCUGAUGAUUUCAGAGACGAAGCGGCCGAAGUCAGUAGAGAUCAAGGUAUGGCUCUGCCAUUUUCAAAGGGAUUCCAUUUGAUCGCGCAGUUGGUAGCCGCCAUGAACCCAGAUGAUUUGGAUGCCAUGGAUGAGUCGGUGCCAUUUACCAAGGGUGUAUUGGACAAUUUGUUGGGCAUUGAACACGAUGAGCAAUCCUACCGACACUAUUUCAAUUGCUUUAUUGAAGCGCAAAAUAUGAGACGUGUGGAAGGACCGUCGGAUCAACUGAAAAAGAGUGUCCGAUGGAACUACGAAGACUUUUUGCAUGCACCCGUGGCUCGCAACAUUCCAGCAGUCCAAGAUUUCAAGACCAAGUUAGCACGGUUGGGUGGAUGA
Cylindrotheca closterium is the source of this 1272-nucleotide messenger RNA. The record is from the annotation of a GenBank genome assembly. Lineage: Eukaryota; Bacillariophyta; Bacillariophyceae; Bacillariales; Bacillariaceae.